UCCCCAUCAUGUGCAUAACCCGGAGCCGAUCGCGGCUUCUGCUGGGCGUGGUCUGUGUUCUGGCACUGUUUCUUAACGGCGGCUACAUCGUGUGGCACUCACGUGCGUACAGGAGGUUGCUGCUGCAGGAACAGGGGAGAGGACGCGAACAUUUUCUCAUCAGCAGCCGAGAAUUUUCUUGUGUCGGGAGUUCGAGUGCUUGUAGACAGGGGUCAAGGACGAACACGAAUACGGUGACAAUGGGUGACUCCCAUCAACAGGCAUUAACUGCCACAGAAAGACAGAGAGGAACGAUUAAAGUCAACGCCACUACUAUCGACAUGAACUCAAGGGAAGGAACUCAGGAAAAUGAAUUUAACAGCACAAGCGAGACAAGUCAAGACCAGUUGUGUCCCUUGUAUUCGUCAACUUUACAAGGGGAGAUAAAGUGUACGUGUGAUGGGAAGACAACCCUUGAGGACUUGACCAAACUAUUUCCCUUUGUCCAACCCGGUGGUAGGGUACAACCAACCGGCUGUCAGGCUAGGGAGAGGGUCGCUAUCAUUGUGCCUUACAGGGACCGCUACCCCCACCUCCUGAUCUUCAUCCACAUGAUGAUACCAGUGCUACAGAGGCAACAUGUCGACGCUACACUGUUCAUCAUAGAGCAGUUGUCCCCCUUAUUUUUCAACCGUGGCGCCCUCCACAACAUCGGCUACCUGGAGGCGCUCAAGCUUGACGCCUUCGACUGUUUCAUCUUCCAUGACGUGGACAUGGUGCCAGCCAACGACAAACUUCUGUACACGUGUGCCGACAGUCCCAAGCACUUCUCGGCCAUGGUCAAGUACAUGGGGUUAGGGCAGAAGAUGAGGAAGAUGUACGACGCCAACUUUGGAGGGGUUGUUGGCUUCAAGACGGCCCAGUACAAGCAAGUCAACGGAAACUCCAAUCUGUAUUUUGGGUGGGGAGGAGAGGACGAUGAUAUGUACCAGAGAAUCCUGCACGUGAAGAUGAACCGAGUGCGGCCUCCUGUAGAAUUGGCACAGUACCAGAUGCUUUCCCACGAGAGACAGAACCUCGUCAACGGCAACCCUAAAAGGACCGUGCUUCUGAAGAACGCCAGAACACGACAGGCGAUUGACGGACUUAACUCCGUGUCGUACAAGGUCAUCAGCAAUGUCAAGGACACUCUGUUCACGUGGAUCAAGGUCGACAUCAACAUGGAUGAUAUCUUUCAGAACGCACCAAUUCACCUACACACAGCAAUACGGGUGAUGUCGGACCUGGAGAGGAAACGACAGCAGGAGUUAAAGCAGAAGGCUGGCAGCAAACAGCCGGCUGUACCACCCGAGCAACCGAAACAGCCGGCUGUCAAACCUGACCCACCAAGACAGCCGGAAACUACGGCAGAUAAACAGACAGACACAUUCCUUGAUGUAAAGAAAAACAUUAAGAAAAGUCUUGAAGAAUAUACGAAGAAAGAUUCUGAAAAACAUCGUAAUCAAAACAAUAUCGAGAAAAUUCCGGGCAGAAAUCUGGAGAUAAAUUCUAAUCAAGAACCUGAUCAAGCUCUCGAACAGAACAACCAAACUGGUGGAAAUAUUGAAAACAGUGUGACUUAAAAAGGGAAUUCGUAAAUAAUUAUAAUAAUUACAAUAAUUAGUAAAUUAAAAACAAAACAGCCGCGCACGAAGCUCCACAAAAAACAACCCAAACACGAGAAUUAACUAACUAACUGACUGACUGACUGACUAACUGACUGACUGACUAACUGACUGACUGGCUCAGUAACUAGAAGAACUCCUUC
Physella acuta is the source of this 1786-nucleotide messenger RNA. RefSeq names its product beta-1,4-galactosyltransferase 4-like. The record is from RefSeq and is a predicted model, not a curated record. Gene Ontology annotation, cellular component: Golgi apparatus. Gene Ontology annotation, biological process: carbohydrate metabolic process. NCBI's taxonomy places the organism in Eukaryota, Metazoa, Mollusca, Gastropoda, Physidae. Gene Ontology annotation, molecular function: galactosyltransferase activity.